This is a messenger RNA of Nicotiana tabacum (common tobacco), 1902 nucleotides long. RefSeq names its product putative sodium/metabolite cotransporter BASS5, chloroplastic. Gene Ontology annotation, cellular component: membrane. The record is from RefSeq and is a predicted model, not a curated record. Lineage: Eukaryota; Viridiplantae; Streptophyta; Magnoliopsida; Solanales; Solanaceae.
GAGAAAUAAAAAACAAAAUCUCCCCGCCGAUUUCGGUUGCCCGCUUUCUGGUGUAGGUUGCUAGGGCCUAGGAGCUUUGGUCCCUAAAUAGGGAGAGAAAAGAAUUCUCCGUAGUCUUUCCAUUUUUAGUAAUCAACUCAUUGAUUUCUAAAAUUGGGUCACUGAAUCAUAUAAUUAGACACCAAAAACUGUACAAAAAUCCGCUUUACUUUGUCUGAAAAUUAAGAUUAAAAAGAAAAAUGAGUCUCAAUAGUAAAUUUCUUCUUCAGCAGCAGCAGCAGUAUCAUCAAGGCUUCAAGAUUCUGCAUCAGAAAUCUCUGCCUUGCUUUGACCAACACCCUUUUGUUUCUUUUCCCAAGAAAUGGAAAUGCUUCCACUCAGGUGGUAAUUCAAGACUGUUAAUUAGUAGAUGUAUCUCAGAAAAGUUCUCUGAUUCGCUUGGGCCUAGUGACUCUGAAUCACUUGAGAAUCUGAAACAAAAAGAGAACACUCUUUUGACAAUUUUGAAGGGAGCAAACUCUUUUCUGCCCCACGUGGUUCUUGGUAGCACAAUUUUGGCUCUUAUAUAUCCACCUUCUUUUACGUGGUUUACCAACAGGUACUAUUCUCCUGCAUUGGGGUUUUUAAUGUUUGCAGUUGGAGUCAACUCAAGUGAAAAGGACUUUCUUGAAGCUUUCAAGAAACCAGCUGCAAUUUUUGCUGGUUAUAUUGGUCAAUUUGCUGUGAAGCCCCUGCUCGGGUAUCUUUUCGGCACACUUGCAAUGACCGUAUUUGGUCUUCCAACUUCCUUAGCUGCAGGGAUUAUGUUGACCUCAUGUGUUAGCGGAGCACAGCUGUCAAAUUACGCUACUUUUCUAACUGAUCCACAAAUGGCCCCUCUUAGUAUAGUGAUGACAUCAUUAUCAACAGCUACUGCUGUUUUUGUCACCCCUAUUUUAUCGUUAUUGCUUAUUGGGAAAAAGUUGCCUGUGGAUGUUAAGGGAAUGGUUUCCAACAUACUGCAGAUUGUCGUUGCACCUGUUGCUGGUGGACUGCUUCUGAAUAGAUUCUUUCCGCGGAUUUGUAAUGCAAUUCGGCCGCUGUUGCCUCCACUAUCAGUUUUUGUGACUGCUCUUUGUGUUGGAGCUCCGCUUGCUAUUAACAUAGAGUCUCUCGUAUCCCCAUCUGGAAUGUCUGUUUUGUUGCUUAUGAUUGCAUUUCAUUUGUCGGCGUUCAUCUUAGGUUAUUUACUUUCCGGCAUAGCAUUCCACAAAGCACCAGACGUCAAACCUCUACAAAGAACGCUGUCAUAUGAAACAGGCAUGCAGAGCAGCCUUCUUGCCCUUGCUCUUGCAAAUAAGUUUUUCCAAGAUCCUCUUGUUGGUGUCCCUCCAGCUAUAUCAGUUGUGAUCAUGUCAUUAAUGGGCUUCUCUCUAGUAAUGCUGUGGGCUAAGAAGAAAGAAACUGUUAUUGGGUGAUAUAAGAUAUUAUACUUCUAAAAGUGAUCUUAAACAGAUUAUCCACCAAGUUCGAACCGUGCACCAGCUGACCUUAGGGGAUUUCUCGAUUAUCAGAAAAAAAGAGAAAAAAGAGGAGAUCUUGAAAAAAUCUCCGUCGUGAAAGUUCUUGUAGUGUCAAGAACCUUACAAUUAAAAGAUGGUAUCAUAUCACCAAAAUUUUAUGUGGAAUGUGUUUUUUCUCCUCAUCAUUCCAUCUGUAAUUUUUCAAGAAAUGUGCUGCCCAAAAGGCUCUUUGUUGAAGAUUUCAAUUGCCAUUGUAUUACUUUUUGGACAAAUGACCUGUAUUAUUAAGGGAUUCAUAAGCAUACUGAGCUCACAUUCAUAGAAGUUUUAAGCUUCAGUUUGUGGUAUUGUGAUUCAGACAUGGGUAAGUCUGCUUACACACUAUCCUUCCCAGACUCUA